Molecule: messenger RNA, 1566 nt
Organism: Symbiodinium sp. CCMP2592
Lineage: Eukaryota; Dinophyceae; Suessiales; Symbiodiniaceae
Source: the annotation of a GenBank genome assembly
AUGGCCACCUCCCAAGAGCCCAUGGAAUCUACCGGGGAAGUUGGGCUCAGCGACGCGGAAGACCCUACGGUGGCCCACUUUGCCAGCCUGGUGGCCAAGAUGGAGCCUAUCGAUCCUAGCAUCCUCAGAGCAACUUCCGCCUGGCGAGUGCUGCAAUCCUUCGGUGCGGCAUUGAGAUGGACCAACACGGAUCUGUAUGAACGGAGCUUUCCUGUGAGUUCGAUCCAAGUUUUCUGGAGCCACAGCUGGCAUGGGAACAACUACAUGAAGAGGCUCCUGUUGAUUUUACUGUACAAUGGGCCUGCUGCAGCCAUCGCCGCCACCAUCUCAGCUUUGCUGAUGAUGUGUUUGCACAUCGCAGGAUUACUACCAGGUUUCCCGCGAGCUAGCAUAUUAUUAUUCGAUCACGGAGUGGAGUUGGUAUUUGCCCCCUGGUGUAUGCUCACGGCAGGGUUCGUUUUCGCAGCCGUCCUUCUCCUAUGGAGAUCCACUAGCCGAGUCUUCCUUGACCAAGUAUGCAUCCAUCAGACGGAUACAGAGCUGAAAGGCAAUGGAAUCCUGAGCAUUGGCGCCUUCUUGAAAUACUCCGAGCAGUUUCUCCUCGUUUGGGACAGCACGUAUGCCGGGAGAUUAUGGUGCCUACUAGAGCUGGCUGCCUUCCUCACAAGUCAUGAAAGGCCACGUGAGAAAGUUACUGUCAGGCUGACGGCCAUGGCCCCUUGCAUUUUGGGUUUUGGGAUUGCCCUAUGGGCUUCUAUGCUACACUGGAUCUUGGUGGAAGAGCACACUGCUUUCGAAACGCUGGCACUCGUGCUGUCACGGUGGUUCUGCUUCUACCUGGCAGCCUCCUACUUGCGUGAGCACUACCGGAACACAGAGAUUAUGCUCAAGCAGCUCGCCGACUUUACUGUUCAAGGUGCGCACUGUCACUGCUGCAUUGACGAAGAAUCGUGUACUGCCGAAGUCUGCGAUCGUGCGGUCAUCGCGCGAUGCAUUCGCAUCUGGUAUGGAUCUGUUGAGGCCUUCGAGGCUACUGUAAGAACGCAUGUCAGGCACAUGUUAUACCGUCAGUUGGGUGGAUUGUUGUUCCCGUAUCGAUGGCAAGUCAUUGGUGCCUUGCCUCUUUUCUGGGGAUUCGCAGAUCUCAUCGCGGCACGUGGGCGGGGCGGAAACUGGAAAGUGGCUGGAAUGUUGUGCUUGGCCAGCCUGACUUGGUGUUUCCUUCUGAUUCCCCUCGUCUUUCAGGUGGCAUUGAUUUUAGCGAGACAUUUUCGCAGAGAGCAGAGCAGUGUGUGGCAGGACAGGCUGAAAAGCGUUGGGGUGGCCCUUGUGGUGACCUUGCUAUCUUUCCUUGGCAAUUGGACUGCGUGGCUCAUGGCGGAUGUGUUUUCGGCAUCUCUAUGGAUGGGCGGUUCAGCGGUGCUUUUUGGAAUAUCAUGGUUGGCCCUCCGAUUUCAGGCCGGACAAACAGCACAGAUGUUGGAUUCGAUCGGAAAGGAGGUGGGCGAGAGCUCCGCUGCCAGUGUGGCUGGCAAACCUCCGGAUGAGCUUGCAUCUAGCUGCUAG